This is a messenger RNA of Uncinocarpus reesii 1704, 1725 nucleotides long. Its product is annotated as amino-acid permease inda1. Gene Ontology annotation, molecular function: amino acid transmembrane transporter activity. The transcript is spliced from 5 exons. Gene Ontology annotation, biological process: amino acid transmembrane transport. The record is from RefSeq and is a predicted model, not a curated record. NCBI's taxonomy places the organism in Eukaryota, Fungi, Ascomycota, Eurotiomycetes, Onygenales, Onygenaceae. Gene Ontology annotation, cellular component: membrane. The coding region runs from base 1 to 1725 and encodes 574 amino acids.
AUGGGCUUUUCCGAAGAAAAGACCGCUGUCGAUUCAGACACAUCUCCAACUCUACCGCCCUUUGCGUCUAAAGAUGAAGAAGUCGCAUUGGAUAUUGAUAGUGCCCCGGACGCACCAGGGUUCUGGACCCGGAUGGGAUGCACGCCCGAAUCCUUCAAGAAACGGUCUCUCUCAGACAAACAUAAUCAACUGAAUCAGACCUUGAAAUCUCGCCAUCUGCACAUGAUAGCAAUCGGCGGAAGUAUCGGCGCAGGCUUUUUUGUCGGCUCAGGCGGAGCGUUGUCAAAAGGUGGCCCUGCUAGUGUUGUCAUCGACUUUGCAAUUAUUGGUGUCAUGAUUUUCAAUGUCGUAUUUGCCCUUGGAGAGUUAUCCGUGAUGUACCCCGUAUCCGGCGGUUUCUAUAUAUUCUCAACCAGAUUCAUCGACCCGUCGUGGGGUUUUGCCAUGGGAUAUAACUAUUUGCUGCAGUGGCUCGUUGUCCUACCCCUUGAACUCACCGUGGCCUCAUUAACCAUAAAUUUUUGGAAUGUUGAUGUCAGUGUUGCUGUAUGGAUAACGGUUUUCCUGGUGGCUAUCAUUAUCGUCAACAUCUUUGGCGUCCUAGGGUUUGGAGAAGAAGAAUUCUGGGCGAGCGCACUCAAACUGUCUGCAGUGGUCAUAUUCAUGAUAGUUGCAGUAGUUCUCGUGUGCGGAGGAGGCCCAAAGGAUGGAAUCUAUUCUGAAUAUUGGGGAGCCAGGCUCUGGUACGACCCUGGUGCAUUCCGAAAUGGGUUUAGAGGCUUUUGUUCCGUUUUCGUGACAGCUGCGUUUGCAUUCUUCGGUACUGAGCUGGUUGGACUGGCAGCAGCUGAGAGUGCAACUCCUUUGAAGUCGCUUCCGUCAGCAAUCAAACAAGUAUUUUGGCGGAUUAUUUUGUUUUAUAUCCUUGGGCUUUUCUUCAUCGGGCUUCUAGUCCGGUCUGAUGAUAGCCGCCUACUUGGUGCAAAUCCUUUGAUAGACACCAACGCCUCUCCUUUCGUCAUCGCCGCCGUUGAUGCUGGUCUUAAGGGCUAUGACAGCUUUAUGAAUGUCAUUAUUCUCGUUUCCGUUUUUUCAAUUGGAAACUCGGCAGUCUACGCAGGGUCUCGGACUUUGACAGCCAUAGCCGAGCAAGGAUAUGCACCGCGCAUCUUUUCAUAUGUUGAUCGAGCUGGUCGGCCGCUUGUUUCGACUAGUACGAUUAUCGCAUUCGGUGCUUUGGCAUAUGUCAACGUCACAGCAAGUGGUGUUGAAAUUUUUGACUGGCUCCUUGCACUUUCUGGAUUAACUGCGCUCUUCACCUGGGGAAGUAUUUGCCUUGCUCACAUUCGAUUCCGCGCGGCCUGGGCCUACAACGGCCGUACCGUUGACGAGAUUCCCUUUAAGGCUGCCUUUGGCGUUUGGGGAUCUUGGGUUGGGUUAAUUUUGGUUUUCCUCGUUCUCAUUGCUCAGUUCUUUAUUGCGAUUUGCCCUGUUAGCGGUGGAUAUAACGAUGUGAAGGGUUUCUUCAAAUCGUACCUUGCAUUGCCCGUCGUCUUAUUUUUCUGGGCUUGCGGUUACGCUUGGAAGCGGAAAGGAUGGCUGAGACUCGACGAAAUCGAUAUCGAUACAGGCCGAAGAGAGAUCGACUGGGCCGCCCAAAAUAUGGUUAUAGAGAAGAGAAGGAACGCUCCGUUUCUCAAACGCCUCUAUUAUAAAUUAUUUUAG